GAACAUUUUGCUUAGAGAAAUAUAAUUUCGAGAGUUACAUGAAUAACUUGAUAUUUGCCAAAGAAAGCGAUAAAAUAGAUAAUUGUCCAAGACCUGCAGAAUAUGCUCUGACGAAAUAGUGUGGCCAGUCUUAGUUCACAAAUCGCGGGUCGGAAUUCUGGAUAAGAGAGCUUUGUUGUUUGAUUUUUUUUUAGCUUCCCCAAAGAAUGGACGAAUUCGACGACGAUUCCUUCAAUGAUGUCUUGGGCUCUAUGGAAAUGCCCACGGCUCCGAAGCAACCCAAGGUCCAGGAGCCCACCACUGCGACAAUUGUGGCCAGCACUAGCAGCAGCCAUCCCAGCUCCACUGCAGCUCUUGCCGCCAAGCCGGCUUCCAAUCCUCACAGCAUCCUCGUUCACAGCAAACAGCGAGGAAAUCCCAUCCUGAAAUCCAUUCUUAGUGUCCCGCUGGAGUUCCGUGAUGACAUUAUACCCGAUUACGUGGUGGGUCGCACUUCCUGCGUCCUAUACUUGUCCCUAAAGUAUCACAAUCUCAAUCCGGAUUACAUAUGUCAGCGACUAAAGGCUCUGGGCAAGAUGUACGAGUUGCGAGUGCUGCUGGUCCAGGUGGACACACCGGAGCCGCACAAUGCCCUCAAGAGCUUGACCAGGAUAUCACUGCUGGCGGAUCUGACCAUGAUGCUCGCCUGGAAUGCCGAGGAGGCAGGCAAAAUCAUUGAGACCUACAAACAAUUUGAGAAACGGCCGCCAGACCUGAUCAUGGAGCGUGUAGAGUCCAAUCCGCAUCAGAAGUUGGUAGCUGCUCUAACCAACAUCAAGCCGGUAAACAAAACGGAUGCCGUGACUCUGCUGCAAACCUUUGGGAAUCUGGGCAACAUUAUCACAGCCAGCGAGGAGCGGCUCUCCCAAGUGAUGGGCCUAGGUCCCCGAAAGGCCAAGAGGCUGUAUAAAACCCUUCAGGAGCCGUUCCUCAGCAAGUAGAGAGACUCCAUCUCGUCCGUCAUUUAAAUACUUUAAUUUCUUAGUAGGAAGAAACUGUACAAAAAAUCAAGUUGCAUUAUUGUUUAACACCUUAAAUAUACCACCACACAAUGUA
Messenger RNA from Drosophila serrata, 1095 nucleotides. It is a transcript of the gene Ercc1, whose product is annotated as DNA excision repair protein Ercc1. Gene Ontology annotation, biological process: UV-damage excision repair; mitotic recombination. Gene Ontology annotation, molecular function: damaged DNA binding; single-stranded DNA binding. The record is from RefSeq and is a predicted model, not a curated record. Gene Ontology annotation, cellular component: nucleotide-excision repair factor 1 complex; nucleus; ERCC4-ERCC1 complex. Lineage: Eukaryota; Metazoa; Arthropoda; Insecta; Diptera; Drosophilidae.